GGUUUACCUAAAGGACUAGUAGUUUCGCGAGUGGGGAACUGGUGUUUGUUUGCUGUUAUCGGUGGUACUGGUGCUGGUGGUAGUGGUGGUGCCUUUAGAUAUGAGGAGUCGCUUAUCCGUUGUUGGUGUCGGUGCUGUACGGCUGAGGGAGUGAGUGCCCCGAUGACCGCGAUGCAAGUGGCGGUCCGAAAAUUGCGGCGAAAAUUCCUUAAAACCCAUUCAACUGUGUCACAAAUAUACAAUAAUGAAAACCUAAUUUAUGUGAAAUUUUUCAAAUUUUAUCGCUGUUACGACCUGAUCCCGGUCAGUGCCAAAUUAGUCGUCUUCGACACGCAGCUUGUCGUGAAAAAAGCCUUUUUCGCACUUCUCAGCAACGGUUCGUACCCUGGAAUGGGAGGCAUAGGGUGUAAUAUUUUAUACUUUAAG
Molecule: messenger RNA, 426 nt
Organism: Oppiella nova
Lineage: Eukaryota; Metazoa; Arthropoda; Arachnida; Sarcoptiformes; Oppiidae
Source: the annotation of a GenBank genome assembly